AUCAGGAUGCAGAAAGAGGGAGCGAGAGCGUCGGUGUUUGGAAUGCGGAUGAAGAACAUGAAGCAGAAUAGACGCUGAUCGAAGUGAGCGAUUUUAAUCAGAUCGAUCCCAAGUUGCAAAUAUCGCAGAUGUGCCAGAUGUUUGACUACGUUUAGAUAAUCCUCAGGUAACCAGGUUGUUCCAGGUCUUCAGAGUUAGUCGAACAUGAAGCUUUUUGGAGUGUUUAUUUCAGCUCUGAUGGUCUUCUGGACUUCAUCUGUGUGUGGUGCAUUAAGAGCCCCCCAUAAUGUCACCAUUCAGACACUCAACAUGAACUACGUGCUGAAAUGGGCCUGGGAUCCGGAGCAGGCACCAAAAGGCAACGUUACCUUCACGACGCAGUAUAUGGCGAAGUUUAAGAAGAAAAAGCCCAAGAGCAGGCAGGACUGGAGGUCAGUGUGCGACUCGUCCCCCGACUACUCCUGCGAUUUUUCCUCGGCAGAGCUGCAUUACCUGGGCAUGUGGCUGCUGCGCGUGAGGUCUCAAAUCGGCUCGGAUGUCUCACCUUGGGUCAUCCUGGAUUUCUGUCCUGAUAGAGACGCUGUGAUCGGGCCUCCGUCCUCUGUGAACAUCACCCCUGUUGAUGGAUUGCUGCAGGUUGACAUUUUGGACCCUCGGUCCUACACAAAUGGCUCCAUGAGAGAACUGCUGCCCAAUAUGUACUACUUUAUACAGUACUGGAAAAGGGGCUCCUUAAUGCAGCCUAAUAAUGUAACAAGUGCCAAUAAUGUGGUGAUUCUGCCUGAGCUGGAGAACUGGACCUGGUAUUGUGUAAGAGUGAAGUCUGUGGAUGACUAUUACAAGAAGAUCAGUGAUUUCAGCCCCACCUACUGCACUCAGACAGAUGGUCAGACCCCAUACUGGCAGAUUUUCCUGAUCUUCCUGUUCUCACUGGUGCUGAGUUUCGGCGCGAUUCUGUUGCUCUUCAGAUACGUCUCUGAAGUGGUAAAGGUCAUCAGGAGCACCUUUUACUCCACGGUCCCACGGCCUGCACUCAUCCAAGGGUUCCUGAGUGACAUGCCCCGCUUAUUAUACGCCGAUCCAGAGACGGAGAUCUGCUUUGACAGGGUGGAUCUUCUAACCCCUGAGCCUGAGGCCAUCAAGGUCGACGAGAUCAUCCUGGAGGUUCACCUGCCACCCGAGACCUCGCAGCAAAGUGACAGGACGCACAGCCGACACAGCAGCGGCGACUCGGGGGUUUAUUCCAACGAAGGAUCGAGACAGAACGAUCUCGGAGAUGGGAAGAUGGACAAACUGGUAAAGAAGAUAGCUCGAGUCAACGAGCUGGACGAAGGCGUGCAAGACAUGCGCGUGUAAUCGGGUCGACAAGGGGAACGGUUUUGAACCUUUAGUGCCUCGUCUCGGUUUUCGUCCUUUCCGCCUGCUUCAUGCGGAGACUUCGAAAGACUCGUGACAGGGUUCCUAUGCAUUUUGAGAAAAGUAUGGAAUCUUAUUUAAGGAAUUUCCAUGGAGAAAAAAAAAAAAGAACACAGCGUUUUGAAAAAUACUCCAUACUAUUGCCCUAUUCGCUUUUUCUAAAAUAUAAAAUUAAGAAUUUGUAAAAAAUAUUUUUUUACCUAAAAAAAAAAAUUAAUAAAAUUGUAACAGCGCACGUUAUACAGUAGUUAAAAUUAUAGGGUUUUGGGUUUUUAACUUUGGAAUUUUUAUAAAAAUUUUUCCUAUCCAUUCUUUUCCAUUUGAGUCUGGAAAAGUACAGAAUUUAGAAAAAUGUGUAGGAGCCCUGUUGUUAGGAGGGAAGGAGGGAAUGAGCCGAUCUUUCUGCAAGACUAGAUAUGUCGGAAAAUAAAUGAAGUCGUCGUUAAAGACGCUUAUGCCGCCUUAGGCGUGACUUUCCACACCCUUAGGACUGAUGUUCAAAAGAUUAGCACUUUAUCGCUUUUUCUCACGUCUGCUUUCUCAUCAUUUACUCAUGUUACUCUUUCACCCCAUUACUGCUGAUGGGAAUUGCUGAAAAUGGAACUGCUGAAGGACAUGGCAUUAAAAGAGCCGAGCGCUGCAUAAAAACGGAUCGAGCUGCUGGAGCCAUGAUGUCAGAGACUGUGUUGAAAAUCCUUUCACUUUCAGCGACACAUUGUGAUUUUUAUGUUUCUCGUAUUUUGUAGCUUUGUUUAGUCAUUGUAUUGAACUCGUAUCACUCAUUUUAAUACGAUUCUUAUAGAAUCUGAUCUUAUUAACAUCAUAUUACAAUAUUCGGAUAUUCUUUACUUCUGUUUGAAAGGUGAACUAAAUUUACCAGAAGGCACCUCAGUGUGUGUGUGUGUGUGUGUGUGUGUGUGUGUGUGUGUGUGUGUGUGUGUGUGUGUGUGUGUGUGUGUGUGUGUGUGGGUAGAUAGAUGGAUGGAUGGAUGGAUGGAUGGAUGGUCUGAGUUACGAUGAUUCGACUUACCAUCUCCAUAGUCCUUACAAUCACCAGACUCCUGGAUAGGCUCGGUUAUGUCUAUCCAGGGGGGGGGUUUGUUAAAACUUAAAGGCCAUGAUGAAAUUGUCACUUUGUGGCUUGGACAUGGUCCACAAGCUAUGAAAAGGCACUAGCUCUGUGGUUAAGAUGUUGGACUUCCGAUUGGACGUCCCGAGAUCCUUAGCAAUGCCGUUAACCCUCAACUGCUCAGCUGUAUAAAUGAGAUAGUGUGAGUCUCUUUGGUUAAUGGCGUCUGUUUAAAUGAACAAAUGGAAAUGUGAAUUUAGCUGCAAUAAAUCUUGUGUUACCUCUG
Messenger RNA from Silurus meridionalis, 2771 nucleotides. Its product is annotated as interferon alpha/beta receptor 1a-like. Gene Ontology annotation, molecular function: protein binding; interferon receptor activity. The record is from RefSeq and is a predicted model, not a curated record. Bases 205 to 1356 code for a protein of 383 amino acids. The transcript is spliced from 7 exons. Lineage: Eukaryota; Metazoa; Chordata; Actinopteri; Siluriformes; Siluridae.